CUUGCCGUGUAAAGAAAAUCAAGGUAAAAAAGAUGACCGAUCAGUUACGAUCCCACUUGGCAGAUACUCAUCUACUAUUUUUCUGAAUGUUCUUUUCUAGUGCGAUGGAUUGCAGCCAUGCAUGCAGUGUAAAGCUCGUCGACGUCCUUGCUCUUUUUCCGAUGUGAAUUCGCCUUCGGAUUCCGAAGCUGGAGAUGAUGGCAACGACGGUGUAGCAGGUACUCACGACAUUCCAUGCAACGGCCAGCAGAAUACGAGAACGAAAACCGGAGAACAAAACAGUAAUGAGACGGAAGAAUUUGAACGUCGGCAAACAAAAGACAUAUUAGACUUUCUGUGUGAAAUGCCAGCUCCUGAAGACAGCUUCCACGAAUGGACGGUCGAUGACCAAGUAUUAAGAAAGCGUAAAAUCUUUAUCGAACCUUCAAUACCUCCUAUUCAUGUGGAAAUGCCUUCGCAAAAAGUGCAGCAACACCUGAUUUCGCUCUAUUUUAAACAUUGCUACGCCUUGUUUCCUGUGAUACCGAAACGCGUGUUCCUUGACCAUUUCGAACGCAAAACCGAUCUCGUUACCCCUCUCCUUCUUCUUAGCAUGUACGCCCACGCAGCUUACUUUAGCGACUCGGAGAACAAGGAAACCUACUUUGAACGCGCCAAAUCCAUUCUCGACGGAUAUCUGGAUACCGCGCGCAUUAGCACCGUCGUGGCACUUUGUUUGUUAUCCGUGUACGAACUCGAGCAUGCCGCGAAAACUAGUAUCACCCGUUCGUCCGCGUACGGUGCAAUGGCGCUCCGUAUGUGCACAGACAUUACCGAUAUGCCCAUCGACCAGAACAAGGAAGACAUCGAAUUACGCAAACGAGUGUACUGGGGAUGUUACUGUCUGGACAAAAUCAAAAGCGCUUGUACGGAACAGCCUUGUUUGCUUCGCAGUACCGAUCACGAUCCUGACAUGCCAUUGUUGCAACCGGGCGAUGAUGCGACUGAAAAUGAAAUUUUGGGCGGGUUUGUAGCGUACAUUAAAUUGAUGAUGAUCUGUGAGCGUGUACUACAACAAGCCAAGCCUAUUGUGCGCACAGAGCAAUACGAGCAAACCUUGCUUGCCUUUGAUAACGAACUUUUGCAUUGGCUUCACGGAUUGCCCAAUCAUCUUCAUUGGACUCCAUUAUCACGUCCCGGUCAAAGCGUCUCGUGCGAACCCCCGGCCAAUGCCAUGGUGGCUCAUCUUCAUUUGGCGUACAACGUUGUCCAACUCCAAGUGUUGCACACAUCCACAGUCACACCUUCUUCGAAAGUCAUUUUGGAACGUAGCACCGUCGUUGCAUCUCACAUCACUGAACUUGUUUGUUUACUCACCCGGCAAACCAAAUUUUCCAUUGAACAUUUCCUCACCGCUUCUGCUUUGAAAUCGGCCAUUCAAGUUCAUCUCCUCAAUGUUGCACGAGGAGAAAACCGACGAGCCGCUCAUUCUCUGUUUCUACGAUCCAUCCAAGCUCUUCGGCACUUGGUUGACGAUAGAGACAUUCCCGAAGUGGCUUCUUUUGUCACUGGAUUGAAACAAGCCAUAGCUGACAAACCGAGUUCUCCUCCUUCGUUUUCCGAAGAUGAUUUUCAUUACGCAACGACGUACGGGCUGGUGACCCCGCCUUCCACUGGCACGGUCAAAACGGGAUCGUUAUCCCCUCCAUCCAUGACAUCAGGUCCCGCCACGCAUGCUCCCCAAACUUCCCAAUCAACUCCGGCUUAUGCCACUUCUUGCAAUAUGACCCCCUUAUGGCGACAACCAAUGCCUACCGAUCGCAUGCUGAUGCAGUACCGUUACCCUUAUCCGCUCGAUUUUUUGUCCCCCAUGGAAAAUGACUGGCCUCGACAUGGCGACAUUUCCACCAUGGACACAUUUUUGUACCGAGCUCGUAAAAUGUUCACCGAGCAACAGCAAGAUGAUCCGUCAAAAAUCAAUCAUGCUGCCUAUGUUUCUUCAUCCAAACCGUCCGAUGCUCCCUCGUCUACUCACGGAACAGUGUCCGACGAUCGGCCGGCAUGGCCAACGCAGCUAUCGUCUUCAACGGACGAUAAUUUGCUUUAUUCCAUAUUUUCCGACCAUCAGCCCCAAAGCUCCCUGGAACACCAAGAUCCGCCGCCCGCCUCGUCAUCCCCACCUUCAAUCCACCAUAACUACCAUACCAAUGUACUAUCAUCACAAACCAAAGCAGUCUCAUCCUCAUCCGACAUUUCUUCUUCCUCUUCUUCAUCUCAAGCUUACAUCUCUGCAUCCCAAGCUUCUGCAUCUGAACCUCUGCAUUUUAUACAACCUUAUCAGCCUUACAUGAAUAUUGGUCUCGGCGUCUAUGCCUCGGCUCACCAGCAUCACACCGAUGUCAUUAGACAGCAUUUCCCGCUUGUAGAAUCCAAAACCAACCCUGCUGUACGACCCGUCAUCCUCACCCAUCAAGGUCAAGUCAUUGUAACAGGCGCCGAUUCCGACCCUAUGCCUCAUAAGAGUAAAGACAUCACAUCGACAGACGAACAUUGAAC
Radiomyces spectabilis is the source of this 2535-nucleotide messenger RNA. RefSeq names its product fungal-specific transcription factor domain-containing protein. The record is from RefSeq and is a predicted model, not a curated record. Gene Ontology annotation, molecular function: zinc ion binding; DNA binding. Bases 122 to 2533 code for a protein of 803 amino acids. Gene Ontology annotation, biological process: DNA-templated transcription. Lineage: Eukaryota; Fungi; Mucoromycota; Mucoromycetes; Mucorales; Radiomycetaceae. The transcript has 3 exons.